AUGCCCCCUCAUCUCGCCGGCGCCAACGGCGGCAGCAGCUCUGCCGGUUUCCCCCGAUUCGACGUGGCGACGGACUCAUCGGACCACGCCUACUUGACCCACAACAAGAAGGCCGGGAGCUGCUUCACGAACCUCUCCAGCGGCGUGCACAAGAAGAUUAUGCAGGAGUGGAAGAUCCUGGAGAAGCACCUGCCGGAGACGAUCGCGGUUCGGGUCUACGAGAACCGGAUCGAUCUCAUGACCGCCGCCGUCGUCGGAGCCCAGGGGACGCCGUACCACGACGGCCUCUACUUCUUCGACAUUGGGUUCCCUGUCGACUACCCGAGAUCGCCGCCGUGGGUCCACUACAGGUCGUUCGGGAUGCGGAUCAACCCGAACCUGUACGCCAACGGGCGGGUCUGCCUGAGCCUGAUCAACACAUGGAGCGGCAAGAAGAACGAGAAGUGGAACCCGGCCGAAUCGACGAUUCUCCAGGUUCUGAUCUCGAUUCAGGCCCUGGUGCUGAACGAGAAGCCGUACUACAACGAGCCGGGGGUCGGGUUGUGGCCCGGGAAACCGUUCUGGGACAAGAAAUCGAACGCUUACAGUGAGGAUGCGUUUUUGCUUUCCUGCAAGACGAUGCUGCAUCUGGUGCGGAGGCCGCCGAAGAACUUUGAGGUGUUUGUGGAGUCCCAUUUUAGGGAGAGGGGUUUGGCGAUUCUGUCUGCGAUGGUGGCGUAUAAGAACGGGGAGUGCAGAGUUGGGUACUACGGGAUUGGUGGGUUGUCGUUGGUUCCUGGGAAGGGCGAGCCGUCGGAGAAAUUCAAGGCCGGGAUUAAGCAGCUGAUGCCGCAGCUGGCCGCUGCGUUUGCGAGAACAGGGGCUCCUGUGGGGAAUUUCGUCGAGCAGGUGGCGGGCGAGAAGGUGGCGUCUAAUUCGGUGGAGGGUAAGCAGAACAAAAGGCCGGCCAAGAAGGAGAAGAAAACUGGAGGCGUGAAGAUCCUUUUCGGGAAACUAAAGCAGAUUCUGGGAUUGACGAAAAAGAAGGAGAAGAAGGCUUCUACUUGA
Linum tenue is the source of this 1047-nucleotide messenger RNA. NCBI's taxonomy places the organism in Eukaryota, Viridiplantae, Streptophyta, Magnoliopsida, Malpighiales, Linaceae. The record is from the annotation of a GenBank genome assembly.